Fimicolochytrium jonesii is the source of this 1139-nucleotide messenger RNA. RefSeq lists its product as uncharacterized. Lineage: Eukaryota; Fungi; Chytridiomycota; Chytridiomycetes; Spizellomycetales; Powellomycetaceae. Bases 181 to 1023 code for a protein of 280 amino acids. The record is from RefSeq and is a predicted model, not a curated record. The transcript has 3 exons.
UAUAAAGGGAAGGAGGGAAAGCAGCCGCCCGUCACUCCUUUGUUGCAACACUUCGACGAAAUCUGCCAGCGGAGCCGAACGGACUCUGCCUGAGAGUCCUUAGCGACGCUGUCGAGCCCAUAACGACCAUCAACGAUACUCACGACCUUGACAGCAGUCGAGCCAAAAACUGUUCCCACGAUGGAUUCCAACGCUGUGAAAAACUCUUCCGCAGGAGCGACUCCUGCAAUGCAAGUCUCCGUCCAGAUCACCCAUAUGAACGGCCAAAAGAAGGACGGUGGUGCCUCCAACACCGAUACAGCCGCAAGAUUGGAACAAGGCCAGCCUGGCCAAGGAAAUCUUUUGCCGUUUGCGGUAGAGGAAGUGGUUCAUGGGUUCAAUGGGCCAUUCCCGGCUGGACGGAAAUCGCCCUUGAGCGCUGGACGCUUGGGAUUGGGUGGAGCGUGGACUAGGAGGAAGAGGAAUUUCGUUAUGGUAGCGUUGACGGUUGCCUUUGCGACGUUUGCUGCCGCUCAUAUCGCCUUGAUUAGGACGCAUGCGGAGUAUGGACCUAGAAGUGCAUGCAUGCUCUUCAUAUCCGCCUACCAAGAAACCCCGACAUCCUACAGUUUCGUCGCUCGCUCAACAGCGUGCCACACAAACAUCAUUCUCUCCUCGCUCUCCCUUGCCACAGCGCUAGCUCUCCUCCCGCUUAUCCUCCUCCUCACGCCCAAAAAACCGCACCUCUUCCCGGCACUACUCACGCUCAUCCCGGCAGCGCUCCUCACCGUCUCCGGCGCACUUACACUCAAGGGCUUGCGGGAAACAUGCGAUAAUUUCACGACCGUUCGAGGAGGCCGAUGCGCGGAUGUCUAUGAUGCCGGAUUGUUUUGGAACAGCGAUUGGACGAAGGUGUAUUUCGUCAGGCUGGCGGCGGUGCAGGCGGCGGCAGGCGUUGCGUAUGCUGGAGCGCUGACAGCGGUGAUUAGUAGCGUGCUUUGGGGGAUGCAGUGGUGGAGGUGGAGGAAGGUUAGGUGGUGGUAAGGGUACGGCGGCUGCAAUGCUUAGCAGUUCGGCCGGUUCUUCAGGAUGUUGGGUGGAUGUUGGGUGCGCAGGCAAUACGUAGCGAAAGGCUAACGUCUCGCUCCAUUCAUGGGCUU